GGGGCCAUUUGGAAGUGUUCAAUCAGCAUGGAGAACGUAGCUAUCUUCCAGGAGUACAAAGCUCUGCACAUGCUGAUUGGUCUGCUGACUGAUCAGCCUGAAGAGGUCCUGGUCAAUGUAGUGGGAGCUCUGGGACAGUUUGCUCAGAUCCAAGCUAACAAGGCCGCCAUCUGCAACGGUGGGGGCAUAAGGGCUCUCAUUAAUCUGCUCAAUGGAACAAACCAGGCUCUGCUUGUAAAUGUAGCAAAGGCUGUGGGAGCUUGUGCCACAGAAAGGGACAACGUGGCAAUCAUUGACCAGCUUGAUGGAGUCCGCCUGGUUUGGUCACUACUAAAGAAUCCCAAUGCAGAAGUUCAGGCCAGUGCUGCAUGGGCCAUUUGUCCGUGCAUCGAGAAUGCAAAGGACGCCGGGGAAAUGGUUCUCUUCCUGAUCGGUGGACUGAAGCUGAUCAUUCAGUUACUGAAGUCACCAAGCAACGAGGUGCUGACAAGCAUUUGUGCCGUCAUUGCCAAGCUAGCCAAAGACAAGGAGAUCCUGGGCGUCCUCUCUGACCGCGGGGUUGUCCCCCUGCUGGCCGGGCUGACUAACACAACUGAUGACAGACUCCGCUGCCACCUGGCCGAGGCCAUCGGCCACUGCUGCAUGUGGAGCUCCAAUAGGGCAUGCUUUGGUGACCAUGGAGCCGUUGGCCUUCUGGUUUCUUACCUGGAGUCGAAUGACAAUUUGCUCCUCCUUAACACAACCAUGGCCCUGUACCAACUGUCCAAAGACCCCAACAACAUCAUCACCAUGCAUGAGGAAGGAGUCGUUGAGGUCAGUUGGGCUUCCUCUUUGACUGGAUACCUGCGUCUUCAUUAAGUCCUAAUUUGUUG
Xiphophorus maculatus (southern platyfish) is the source of this 872-nucleotide messenger RNA. Its product is annotated as armadillo repeat-containing protein 4-like. Gene Ontology annotation, molecular function: protein binding. NCBI's taxonomy places the organism in Eukaryota, Metazoa, Chordata, Actinopteri, Cyprinodontiformes, Poeciliidae. The record is from RefSeq and is a predicted model, not a curated record. The transcript is spliced from 6 exons. Bases 28 to 858 code for a protein of 276 amino acids.